Myxocyprinus asiaticus (Chinese sucker) is the source of this 711-nucleotide messenger RNA. RefSeq names its product gamma-crystallin M3. The transcript has 3 exons. Gene Ontology annotation, molecular function: structural constituent of eye lens. Gene Ontology annotation, biological process: lens development in camera-type eye; visual perception. NCBI's taxonomy places the organism in Eukaryota, Metazoa, Chordata, Actinopteri, Cypriniformes, Catostomidae. Bases 128 to 652 code for a protein of 174 amino acids. The record is from RefSeq and is a predicted model, not a curated record.
CACAGACCUGCUUGUUCAUCAGGUUCCAGGGUAUUUGAAUAACAAAAAACAUUAUCAGCCUAUAAAGUAUAAAAGCCGGCAGUCAGACAGAUAGUAGCUGGACAGAAUCUCACGAAGACUAGCAAACAUGGGCAAGAUCAUUUUUUACGAGGACAGGAACUUCCAGGGUCGCUCUUAUGAGUGCAGCAGUGACUGCUCUGACAUGUCUACCUACCUCAGCCGCUGCAACUCCUGCAGAGUGGAGAGCGGCUGCUUCGUGGUCUAUGACCGUCCUAACUUCAUGGGAAACCAGUUCUUCAUGAGGAGGGGCGAGUACGCUGAUUACAUGCGCAUGGGAAUGAGUGAUGGCAUCAGGUCUUGCCGCAUGGUUCCUCAGUACAGAGGACCCUAUAGAAUGAGGAUCUAUGAGAGGGAGAACUUUGGAGGUCAGAUGUACGAGCUGACAGAUGACUGUGAUUCCUUCAUGGACCGUUUCCACAUGUCCGACUGCCAGUCCUGCCAUGUGAUGGAUGGUCACUGGCUCAUGUAUGAGCAGCCCCAUUUCAGAGGCAGGAUGAUCUACUUUAGGCCCGGAGAGUAUAGAAGCUUCAGGGAUAUGGGAUACAGCAACGCCAGAUUCAGCUCUGUUAGAAAAAUCAUGGACUUGUGUUAAAUUCACAGUCUGGAAACAUAAAUAAAAUGAGCAUUUAAAAAAUAAACACCUUGCAAGCA